Messenger RNA from Pelobates fuscus (common spadefoot toad), 12263 nucleotides. It is a transcript of the gene ZZEF1, whose product is annotated as zinc finger ZZ-type and EF-hand domain containing 1. The transcript is spliced from 55 exons. Lineage: Eukaryota; Metazoa; Chordata; Amphibia; Anura; Pelobatidae. The record is from RefSeq and is a predicted model, not a curated record. Gene Ontology annotation, molecular function: zinc ion binding; calcium ion binding. The coding region runs from base 79 to 8973 and encodes 2964 amino acids.
GUUCAGGCCGGGGUAGGCGGAGGCGGCCCGGGCCUCACAGGCCCCCGGACACCCAGAGAGCAGAGCGCCGCCAUCAUCAUGGGGAACGUAGUGAGCGGCGGGAGCGGGGACGAGGAUGACCCGGGGAUGGAGCCGGAGGAGGCCGGAGCGGCGGGCACGGAGGGGGAGGACACGGCGGGAGCCGAGCCGGCCGCAGCCAAGCCGGGGGUCCCCGGGCCGGCCUCUCCGCCGCUGCUGCCGCCCUCACCCGCGAUACUGCUGGAACAGGCCCGGCUGAGGGAGGCGGCGGCCCGGCUCAGGGAGGUAGGGGCCCCGGAGUCGGUGGUUUCCCGGCACCAGAGCGCCCUGCUCCGCUGGCUGGAGGAGAGACUGGGCCGAGGGGAGGAGACGGUGAGCCGGGAGCAAUUCAUAGAAAUCCUGGAGAGCAGAGCCAGCAACCGGGAGGAGUGUGAGCAGGCUUUUUCACAAUUUGAUGCAGAAGGUGAUGAAGUGGUGGACUUGGAGGGAAUGUUGGAAGCCAUUAAGGCCUCCAGUGGUGCCAAUCUUCAAGGGGAACUUAGUCAUGUAAUCCGACAGCUGCAAGCAUGCUCAUUAACCCCAGGUUUCAUCGACAUUUUCUCCAAGUCUAAAGAACGCCUCAGUUUACAUUCUUCAAAGAUUCUGCGUUUCUUGCAUCGUAAUCGCAUCCCCAGUACAGUGAUCCCAUACCCAAUUCUGGAGUGCUGCAAUAAUAUUUGCACUAUGCGCUCUUCUGUCCUUAAAGACUACCUGGAACUGCUGGUGAAAAAAGAGAAGGAACGUCCUGUAGAUCUGAGUGAUCAAGAAGAGUGCUUAAAAUUCAAAUCCAUUGCAAAGUGUUACAGUCAUAUAGAAACAUCAUCAAAUUCUUCAGAUAUUGAUAAGAUGACAAACGGGGAAACCUCAUCAUUCUGGCAAUCAGACGGGAGUGCUCGCUCACACUGGGUUCGGUUGAGGAUGAAGCCAAAUGUAGUGCUAAGGCACCUGUCCAUUUCUGUUAGUGCUGCAGACCAGAGUUACAUGCCCCAACAGGUGGCAGUUGCUGUGGGAAGAAAUCCCAGCAAUCUCCUGGAGGUUCGAGAGGUUCAUAUCCCUAGUCACAUAUCGGGCUAUGUAACGUUGCUGGAAAACGCCAACAUAAAUCAGAUGUAUGUACAGAUCAAUAUUAAACGCUGCCUGAGCGAUGGCUGUGAUACCAGAAUUCAUGGUCUUAGGGCAAUUGGGUACCAGAAAGUGAAGAAAUCUGCAGUCUCUAUAUCCGAUGCUUCUGCAAUUUGGUAUCUAUCUCUAUUGACAUCACUUGUAACAACAUCUAUGGACACAAACCCAGCACUUGCACAAGCUGUCCAGCAACAUACACAAAAAGCUUUGCAACACAUGCCGCCUCUGUCUUUAACCAUUGGUACAUCUGAGUUCCCAAAUUUCUUAUCGCCAAAUAUAUUGGAGGAAGUGAACAGCUUCUUAGUAAGGACAGCAAGUUGCUGUUCCACACCAGAUGUUAACUUGAAUCUACUAGCUUUUGCCCUUGCUCGAGGAAGUGUUGCUAAAGUGAUCACCUCUCUUUGCAAAAUCUUGCAACAUAUGGAUCUUCAGUACAAAGCCUCUUCACUCAUUUCUUCCAUGGAAUCGGUUAGAAUGACUCUUCUUUAUAAAUAUGGGAGGCCUCUGCAAUUUACUCUGGUUGCUUGUGAUGUUAAAGGGAAGGAAGAUCAAUCUGGACCUGAAAACAUACUGCUGAAAAAUUGGACAGGCGAUGGCUUUCUUACAGAAACUGGCAAAACCAGGGCCAGCAUUAUACUUUCUUCAGGAACGGAGUUUGCUUUCCAGGUUACGCAGAUGAGGAUUAGAGUCCGAAGGGGCGCUAUAGGAGCCAAGUGUGGUUUGGUAUUUGCCUACAAUUCUCCGGGCAAAUUUCAUGCUGAUGACCACUUUAAAAGAUUGGACAAAUUUGACUCCUGGAAGCUAACUGAAUUUAGACAGUUUGUGAAAGAGAGAACAAACCAGACAUGCCCAGAAGUGGGAGAAUAUGAUCCUGUAGCCUGGUUUGAGCUUGAGGAAGAGUGGGAUGAAGUGGAUAUCCAAAUGCAUGAAUGUAAAACUGCACAGUAUUGGAUGAUAAAGUUUCUAUGCACCCGAGAAGAUGCAGCGGAACGCCUUGGAGUUCAAGGUUUAAAUGCUCUGGGAUACAAAAGGCCACUUGAAACAAAAACCAAUGUAAAUGUUACAUGCCUCAAGUGUAAAGAUGUGCCAGAGGACAGUGUGUGUGGCAUGACUUUGAUUUUAAAGACCUUGAUGUUUAUUGAACAGCUUGCACAUGAUGUGGAGAAAGGCAACAGAUCAAAACCGAGGUCACUUUUGGACUUUUCUGGAUUGGAUUUGCAGCUGCUUUGGAUGUUUUAUAAGAAGCUGCGAGACCAUUCCAGAGAGGAGAGUAUUUGUGCACAGACCAUUCUACUUCAAUUGCUCCAGGAUUGCUCAAGUGUCCUGAUAGCAGAAAUACAACCUCAAGAUAAAAGCCAAGCUCCUGAUAAGGACAAAGGUGAAGCUGCUCAGGAACUGUACAGACAUCUAUGUGAUGAAUUGGACAACAUGAGCAACAGUUCUUCAUCUUCAACUGCACACAAGGAAGAAAUUUCAAAUACUUUACUAAAUGGAGCUGCUAUUUUCUUCCCUGAUGGACUGAAAAGACGGGAUCGUUUGUUUUCGCUAAUGGAGAGCAUCACAGAAAAUGAGCAGCCUCCGUCAGCACACAUAACAUUUAGGUCGCUAUGCUCUUAUUUCAGUGAAAAAGAUCCCAGUGGCCUUUUACUAUUACCAGAUGGGGCCGUCUCUGCAGAUUUUGAGAUCAGCCAGGUCCUUUCAGUUAUGGAAAAGCUUCUGUUGAUGUCCUUAAGAGAGUGCAAAUUGUUGGUGGUUGAUACUUCCCAGGGCGAGUGUAGCUCAAUCCUACAUUCAUUAUUUUGGGCAGUACAAGGAAGCCUGUUAUCAUGGUGCUAUUGUCAGUUAAAAGGAGAUGAUCAUAUUUCUCUGCAAAAGGCUAGGGAUAUGCUUGUGAAAUAUGUUGAUAUCUUUCUAUCAUACACCCGAGAUAUUUUGGAGCCUCUGUUGCAUCAGUGCAAUAGAAAGGAGGUCAUUGAGAAACUGAGCACCUCUGUGUUUGCCAUGGCAACGCGUCAACUGAUGACAUUCAUGCUUGAGUUUUGUGCUCUUGACAUCCCACAUGGGUUUCUGCUCCAGAUUUUCAGCACUCUUCCAGCCCUCCUAAAACAUCUAUGUGGAGAUCCUGCAGAGAGUUCCAACAAGGAAGAAAUGGAUACUUGGAACCAGGCUCAGAUGCCUGUGGCACUCCAGACAUGGAAUAUGGAAUCUCCACAUAAUUAUGAGAACAAUUGUCGAGACAAAACAGUUUUUCUCUGUCCAGGGGCAAUCAGCUUUGAGGUGGAGUUUGAUGAAAAGUGUGAAACAGAAAAGAGGUAUGAUUAUUUGGAGUUCACAGAUGCUCGAGGUGGCAAAGUUCGCUAUGAUCAUAAAGUUGACACUGAGAAAUGGCCAAAGAAAGUUACAUUUAAAGCUGGACCACAACUGCAAUUUGAGUUCUUUUCAGACAGCAGCAAUAAUGAAUGGGGCUACAAGUUCACGGUCACAGCUUAUGGCUUACCAGAUAUUGCCCUCUCAUGGGGUUCAGAUAUACAGCUCCUUGUAGCUAGAUUGAUGGGGCGCUUGGCAUCCAGGUGUAUGGCAUUAAAAUCCACAUGUGAGUUGGGACCUUUUGCAGAACUACCCCCAGCAAAGGUGGCAUCUGUUGUUUCAUCUCCGCUAUGGAAACCAGUGUUCAGACAUCAAAUGUGCACAGACAGUGAUUUUGAAACAAAACUACCUUCCCAUCACCAAAGAACCGUAGAGACUAAGAACGCUCAUGCAGAUGACUGUCGUAACUUUCUCCUUGACUUUGCAAACUCAGAUCCUACCCAGGAUUUCUGUGGCCCUAACUCUGAGCUUUUCAAAGGAAUGGUGCCGGUGUUAAGGAAACGGCCAACAAAGAAUGAUAUUGUGGGGGGUUCCUUGGUGGGAAGUUCCCUGGUGGAUCAGGCUGUCAACUGCACGUUUGCUGCUCUGGUCUAUCUUACUCCAGAACUAUAUGGGAAGAUGCAAGCUUAUGUGCUCAGUGGGGGAAGUGUUGGUUUAUGUGAUGACUUUGUGCAAGUCUAUUUGUUGGCAGAUGGAAUAAGGAUAUGGAUGCUAGAAAUGAAACAGAAAUCCCUUCAUACCAGUGGAAAUGAGAAGCCUGGCGUGGAAGUAGUGGAAAUAAACCCAGAGAUGUUGGCAAAGCAGUGCAUUGAGAAGAGUCUGUUGCUGCUCAAGUUUUUACUCACAAGACCCAGACUGCCACCCGAUUGUUGCUACCCAUCAUAUGACGGCCGAGAAAUUCGAAGGAAAAGUUCUAUUGUUGAAGCGGAUUUUCAAGCUGCAUGUGCUUCUCCUGAUAGUCCGCAGCCUGCACAGGGAAAGUUUCAAGUGCCUGAUGCUGGCUCUCACAGAAAGCCAGAGUCUGAACCUUUUUGGUUCCAAGAAACACCGGGACCUUUGCAAAGUAAAAGCUCUGAAAAAGUAGAGGAGUCAACAUCUCCCCCACCUACCCCAACACGUAAAGCUCCAUUUAAUAGAGCAAGACUUCGACUGCUCUCAUUUCGCUCUAUGGAGGAGUCCAAAGUGUUGCCAACUGUAAAAGAAAAGUAUCCCAUUCUAAAGAACAUCUUAGACUUUGUAAAAGAUACGACAAUUUCCCAUGAAAGCAUUUUACAGGUCAUUUCCCUGCGUAAAUCGCAAGCUGAAAGCAUUCUCAAAGUGCUUACAAUAAUCCAGGAGUGUUUAGGGACAUUAGGACAGCCUCACAUCUUCCAGCCUUCCUCUGUUCUCUUUCUAUUAGAGCUGCUUGCGUGUCAGAAUGACUUCACAAACUAUUUUGGACACUUGGAAGGCUGUGGCGUUCGUCUACACAAUGAAGUUCGAGAGUCCUACUAUAGACUUGUUGCACUCCUUGUUAACGCUGCAAAAAGUUUCAACAGCCUUAAUGACAGGUCAUUGCUUCCUGCUUUGUCAUGUGUACAGACUGCACUUUUACACAUGUUGGACAUGAGCUGGGAACCACAGGAUCUUUCCUUCUUUGUCAGCAUUGGCCUUCCUGAUUUUCUGUUAACUAUGUCACAGGAGAAUAUAAGCACCCAUGACAGUGUUGUAAGUCAGUGGGAAGAGGAAGAAGAGCGAGCUGUUUACAGGCAGAACCUGUUGUGGUUGGAGGAGUGCAAGGAUGGCAUGUUUGAAACUUGGUAUGAUAAGAUAGAACAAGCUGAACCAGCUGUAAGGAGAAAGAUGCACUUGUUCAUUGCUCGGUAUUGUGACCUGCUGAAUGUUGAAAUAUCUUGUGAUGGCUGUGAUAAAAUUGCACCAUGGCACCGCUACAGAUGUCUGCAGUGUAAUGACAUGGAUCUUUGUAAAUCAUGCUUCCUGGGUGGUGUCAAGCCUGAAGGACAUGAAGAUGAUCAUGAAAUGGUUAAUAUGGAAUUUGCUUGCGACCAUUGUCAAGGACUUAUUAUAGGUUAUAGAAUCCAUUGCAAUGUAUGUGAUGACUUUGAUCUAUGCUAUGGAUGCUAUGUUGGCAUGAGGUACUCUGAGAGCCAUUUGCCCACCCACGAUAUCACAAUUUAUCCAUCGGUUACAAGCAGAGUCAGUGACAGUCAGCGACUUAUUCAGCCUUAUAUCCACAAUUAUUCUUGGCUUCUUUUCACUGCUCUGGCUCUCUACUCUUCAGACCUGGCUAGUGAAGGUGAAAUAGAAGGGGAAAAGUUGGACUCCACUGUCGUUUCUAGUGCUCAAGUCUUGCAAGCCAGUUGCACGGAUCACAUUGCCUGCUGUCUGUUAAAUGCCCAGAAAGGAAAAGAACUCAAGUCAUCAUCUUUGCUUUCCAUGUGGCCAAAUGUGGACUCUGGCUCUGAAAUUGAAGCGCCCACUAUCCGCUCUUCCAGUGAUGGCAUUCCCGAAAGUGAUAAAAAUGUCCUUUCAGACAAAUCCACAAAGCCUGCAGAGGUCUCUGAAAAAGUUGCUGCUUCAGAAAUUAGCAAAAUUGAUGAUUCAAAAGAUACCAUUGCUCCCACCAAAGAGCAGAAGGUAGAGGAGGACUCUGAAAAGACUGUCUCCCCCACCAAUUCUGAUGAAGACAAGGACUCCGAUCUUAAUGCAGAACCCUAUCUAUUUGCAAGCAAUUUGUCUAAACACCAAAUUGCAGACAAGGCUGUAAUUCCAAGUCCAGACCAAGUCUUUGCAGAAUGCUCUCAAGAAAGAAUUCUGGGGCUCAUAUCUGCCAUGUUGCCUCCAAUGAAAUCCGGCAAUGUUUCCUCCAUAGUAAAUCUUCAGCAAGUGUUGCCAUUAAUGUUCCAGGUUGUCAUUUCCAAUGCAGGACAUUUAAAUGAAUCCUACCAUUUAACACUGGGUCUUCUGGGGCAGUUAAUCCUUAGAUUGCCCCCGGGCGAGGUAGAUGAGGCUGUUAGUAAAGUCCUAUCAUCUAAGCAAAUGUUACAAACUUCAAGUGAAAGCAAGACUGUACCAGAAGGAUGGAUUACUACCCAACUGCUAUUCAGUUUGGGGGCGGUUUGUCUUGACAGCAAAGUGGGCCUUGAUUGGGCUUGUACAAUGUCUGAUAUUCUUCGUGAAUUAAAUGGUUCCUCAAAAUGGCAUAAAGUGAUCGCAUCUUUUACAGACCACUGCAUGAAACAGCUACCAAACCAAGUAAAAAAUACCAACAUAUUUACAUUGUUGGUCCUUGUUGGUUUUCCAGAGGUAUUAUGUAUGGGAACACGGUCCGUAUAUAUGGACAAUGCCAAAGAGCCUCAUGAUGUUAUCAUAUUGAAACACUUCACUGAAAAAAAUCGAGCUGUUGUCAUUGACAUUAAAACAAGAAAGAGAAAAACAGUGAAAGAUUACCAGUUGAUGCACAACAAGGAAACUGAGAGUCCAGGCUUGCAAGAUCAACUCAAAAAGUAUCUUCAACACUUUGCCUUCAUUGCGAGUCAUCUUUUGCAGUCAAACUUGGACAAUAGCUGUGCAGAAGCUGUAGAAGCUACAUGGGUUCUAUCACUGGUUCUUAAAGGAUUAUAUAAAACACUUAAGAAUCACAAUUUUGAAGAGCUGCAGAACGCUUUUAUUCAGUCUGGUUUGAUAAAGCUGUUGGUGAAAAAAUGCAGCAAAGGAACUGGCUUCAGUAAAACAUGGCUUCUUCGUGACUUGGAGAUCUUAUCAAUUAUGCUGUACUCCUCAAAGAAGGACAUAAGCUGUCUAUCUGAAAGAAAAGAUUUGGGAUCAGAGAAGCAAGAAAAGCAAGACCAAAGCAAGGAUGCAGAUGCAUCCAGUGAGAACUACAUUGAGCUGGAUGAGGGCAAACCCAAUCCCUUAGAAGGUCUUGAUGUUGCUACCAAAAUAUGUUUUAAGGUGAUUCAUGAGGCUCAUAAUGCCCCUUUACACAUUCUCCGUGCUAUAUAUGAAAUGGAAAUGAAAAAUAUUGAAUCUUUCCUUCAAGAAGUCCAAAAAAGAUUUGAUGGAAAUGUCGGUGUGAUAGAUGAGAAGGUGAAGAAGAUGGCACAGAAAUGGCAACCAUGCAAGUCUGAAAAGCCAGAGGACCAGAAUCUGAAUGUGACUGAUACGGAUAUUAUCAUUCCUCCUUGCAUGAUAACACCAGCAAAAUGUGACAAAGCAACAGAGGAGACAAAUCCUGUCAGCCAGAAACUUAUCAUAAGCAGUGAGAGUGACCUUCAACUCAGCUAUGCCAAACAACGGCGCACAAAGAGCUCUAUCCUUCUCCGCAAAGAGCUGGAUUCCCGCAGUAAAAUAGCCGUGCGAGACUAUCUUUAUAAUGUCAAUGAAGCCACUGCUGUAGUUUAUGCUCGUCAUGUGCUGGCAUCUCUAUUGGCUGAAUGGCCAGAUGGCUUUUCAUUAAAUGAAGACAUCCUAGAAUUAAGUGGGCCUGCUCAUAUCACAUACAUAUUAAAUAUGUUAAUGCAUCUAGAGGAAAAGCAACUAUGGGAAAAGAUUUUGCAGAAAGUGAUCAGUGGUUGUAGUGAAAGUAUGCUCGGGACAGUAGCCCUCACUGCAUGUCAGUUCAUGGAGGAGCCUGGAACAGCUGUGCAAGUCCGUGAAUCCAAACAUCCAUAUAACAACAAUACUAGCUUUGAGGAUAAAGUUCAUAUCCCUGGGGCAAUUUACCUCUCAGUCAAGUUUGACCCUCAGUGUAAUACAGAAGAGGGCUGUGACGAGUUGGCCAUCUCCAGUUCCUCUAACUUCAAGCAAGAUCUGCACAAAUUCAGUGGCCCACCCAAAAAAUGGAUCGACUUUGAAUUGCCAGGAGACACACUGUACUAUAGGUUUACAUCAGACAUGAGCUGUACUGAGUGGGGUUACAAGUUCACUGUAGCUGCUGGACAUCGUGGCCGUUUUCAAACAGGGUUUGAGAUUAUAAAGCAGAUGUUGUCUGAUCAGAGAGUCGUGCCUCACCUUCCUCUCUCCAGCAUUUGGGAUUGGCAGGUUAGCGUAGCUUGCCGACAAACUGGCCACCAACGUCUGAAGGCCAUUAAUCUGCUACUGAAGAUUUUACAGCUUAGUUCUGCAAGUCAAUACGAUCUCAAAUUGUUAAGGCCUCUGUGGCCAGUUUUCACCUGCCUGGAGAACAAAACUUAUCAAGACAUGGGUAGCAGUGGAGUCCUUCUUCCUCUGCAUCGGGCACUCACUGAGCUUUUUUUCAUUGCAGAAAACCGAGCAGAUGAGUUGGGAUGCUUACAGGAUUAUCUUCUCACUUUAACCACAGAUGAACAGCUUUGCAAUUACACUGCACAGGCACUGAAAAACAUUGCUGCUAUAAGCUUCGCCAUCAAUUACCCAAACAAAUCAACAAGCAUAUGGACUGUCUGAUCUCAUGGAUCAUCAAAGAGGUGUUCUAUGGCCUGGAAUACAAGCUGAUGCAGCAUGCUCUCCGUGGAACCUCACCUUGCUGUAAAUUCUGCCCUGUGAAAGUACACCACAUAGGAAUGGAGCAUCAACGAUUGACACGUACCCCUUAACAUGCCUGCACUAGUGAGCUGAAAACAAAAGGAAAAUUAACUAUUUGACUUUAAUAUUGGAAAAAAUAAUCCCUAGGAUUGCUUGACUCCCAAGCAAAUUAAAGCUGUAGCUUUAAUGCUCGGGGUACAUUGAUUAGCUUGUCAUGUGGUUUCUAGUAAGCUAAAAUAGAGAAUGGCACCUUUCAUGCCUCUAAAUGAAGAGAACUUACAGGGAAAACUAUCUAAUAUAAAGGUUAUAUUGGACAUACCAGUAUUGUUCCGGUAUGAUAAAUCUUUGUACAUUAAAAAGUAGUCCUUCAAAGUAAAUUUUUUUUAAUUCUUUAUUUUUUAUUUUUUUUGUUACAUUUUAAAUAUCCAUAUUGAGUGUUACCUGAUGCGCUCCACUGGUACGUGUCUUUAACAAAAUAUAUUUCAGGUUAAUUCUAACUUGACUAUUGGCCCAAUACAUAGAUGCAAAACAUAUACAGCAAAAUGCUUUGUUUCCAUAUUGGGAAAGGGAGACCUAUUUCUUGACUUCUGCAUCCUUCACUCUGUAUUCUCUAGAAGUAUACUUUGGUCUGACUGCACCUUGUCGUUAGUGCAAUGUAUUUUAUACUGGAUGAUAAUUAGCAGGGUAAUGUUAUUGCAAGAGAUCCCUACAAUGGAGUAAACCAUCCUGCGAUCUAUUACUAUGAAAGGUAAAAUAAUAGUUGAGAAGUCAUGCUGUAUCACUCGUACUACCAACCAGCAUGCACAAGAGGCAUAUUUAUUUUUAAAAGUAUUGGUUGUGUGAGUAAAUCUGUUUAAUGAUGGUUCAAAACAUGCAUUACCACAAAGUGCCAAUGGAUAAUAUCUCGAUUUGUCAGACAAAACCAUGAGUUAUGCAGGAUCUAUUUAUGGGGUAUUAUUUACCAUUUAAAAUUGGGUGCCAGAAAUUAAGGAACCCCCAGAAAACGUACUAGCUCCAAAAAUACUUAUAUUUUCUUUGAAGUUUGUUUCAUUAUUGAACACACAAAGUGAUUUUUCAAAUAUGUAUAUAUAGCUGCUUGGCGUAUACAGAGUUUUGAAACAAAUUACAUUGUUGAAUUUACGCUGCCAUGUCUUAUUAGCCAGUUCACCUUUAAAUAGUCUUAAGUUUAAAAUAUUUUUAGUUUAAUAUAGAUACCAAUUUGCACCAACUCACAAAUUCUAUAUUCUUUAAAUUCUUCUUUUGUUUUGACCACCAUGGCUUUGCUGCAGACAGCAGGGUGCCUUUUUCUCCAUCGGAUCUCUACAAGACACUUUCUGCUAUAAGCCUGUUUCCAUUGUGAACUUUCCUUACUAAAUUCAACUUGAAUAUGCAUGAAAAUUUUGUAGAUAAUGCGUUAGAAAAAAAUAAGAAAGAAUGCCCAUUAUGGUUUGUGAAAUAAGUAGUUUGGCACUAUGCAGCAGUUCAGUUGACUGCUGUCUGCUCUCAGCUUGCCAAUAGCUCCAUUCUUGUCUCUUCACAGUUUCAAAAAAAGAGCUAUAGAGUUUGUGGCCAAAGUUCUUUCACAGAAGCCUGAAACAGAGUUGCUGAUAGAGGAAGUGAUUUGUAUAUUAUAGUAUAUUGCCCUGUGGUCGCAUGCCAUAAAGCUGCUUGCAUGGCUUCCUCCAGUGAUAUAUCCAGUUGAAAGUAUGAGCUUAUAGCUGCAGUGAUUGCAAAUCAUUGCAUUUGUAACUAACUAGGAAUAAGGUAGACAGGGGCACAAGACCUUGUUGGAACAUAACCUAUGCAUGGAUUGUUAAAUUGUUAGAGUUCGGAGCAUCCCUUAUAAGUAUCUGAGGCGUCACAGUGAUUAGCCAGCAAGCAGAGAAAACAAGUAUAUUAUAAACUCAAUAAUUAAAGGUUUUUUACAGUACUGUUCCCUAAACUAUGAAAUGCAAAAAAAACAAAACAAAAGUAUUCUCUUUGACACUGUCCCCGUUAUUAGGUUGAACAUCAUAUAUGCUCAACCUCAUGAAUUGUGGCUAGAAAAUAAAAGGUCACUCAAAGUAUAGUGGUACAUUUAAAUUGGUUAUGUAAGGUAAGCAAAAAUGUUGAAUUCCUUUUGGUUUUUGUGUGUGUUUUUCAAUGCUUCGUAACCAACCUUUUCAUUACAGUAAUUUCAAGAGAGGUUUUCAUUUAAUGCCCAUGGAAUUUAAUAGUACAUCUCAAGCAAGUAAAUGAACUUCAUAUAUGCCUUAUGGCAUUAUAUGGUAAUUUUGUUCAGACCGCAGUUUCCAUUUUGUACCAUCCAUUGUGCAUUCUUGGCUUACUUAUACUUCAUACAUCCUCUUCUAUAAAAAAACUCUCAAGAGAUGGAUGUGGUCUAUUCAUAUUUUUCUUUGCAGCCACUGGGGUAGAUAAAGAGAUUUAUGAGAAUAUAUUCCUUGGCAGAACAGUUUCAACCUAGGAGAUACUUGAACUAGAGAAAGUGUGUGAAGGUUAUUUCACCUUUCCGGGUAAAUAGUUUAUUAUUGACUCUUUCAUCAUAAUUAUUUUGUUUGUUUCUGGUUUUGGGUGGUUUUGGUUUUUUAUUUUUAUUUUAUUUUUUUACAAUUUUCUAGGUAUUUUAUCCAGAUAUACCUAUCGUUUUGAUAUCUAGAAAAUUAUGAACAAGUUUAGUAGUUGUUGCUGUUCAUUCCCCAGAUUUUAUUUCUUAUUUUUUGUUUUCUCCAUAUGAUAACUCUUUUCUCUUCUUGCACUUGAAAUCUGGUAAUGCAUGCGUUGGUCUAUCCUUAAACUGGUAUUUAAAAUGGUUUCAGAGUUGUUUACACUGUGGCCCCAGCACGAUACAAAAUGAAACGACUGUUCAGUGAUGUGUAUGAGCCAUCAAUUGCUCUGAUGUGGCUAUUACCAUUUAUUAAUACAUUACUGGCUUCAUGGUAUGCUAACAAAAUGUGCCUAAUAUAUACAAUUUAUAAUCUCAACACACACACUGUACUUAACAUUGUUUCUGAUAUUUUCUUUAAAUGUUUUAAACAGGUUUUAAUUUUUUGUUUUUGUUAUGGGGUUAAUACUUUUUUCUUGGUUGUAAAUUAAAAUAUAACAUAUUAUAAAUUUCACAUGUAAAAAAGUAUAGAUAUGAUCUCAGUAUAAUGUGCAAAUUAAGAGAAAUAUAUUGUAAAAAAAAUCACUUAAUAAAAUGAAAGUGAAUGCGA